Messenger RNA from Ceraceosorus guamensis, 1678 nucleotides. RefSeq lists its product as hypothetical. Lineage: Eukaryota; Fungi; Basidiomycota; Exobasidiomycetes; Ceraceosorales; Ceraceosoraceae. Gene Ontology annotation, molecular function: zinc ion binding; sequence-specific DNA binding. The coding region runs from base 149 to 1534 and encodes 461 amino acids. The record is from RefSeq and is a predicted model, not a curated record. Gene Ontology annotation, biological process: regulation of DNA-templated transcription. The transcript is spliced from 3 exons.
GCCGGUAGUGGCGUGGAGGAGAGCGACUUUCUACCGGUCGACAUUGUGGUCAAUUGGAUCGGCGAGCGUGUAGCCCUCGCAUUCUUUCACGCCGUCCUAGGUCAGUGUCCCGCGUCUAUCCGUGUGGCUUCGCGCUGCUUUAGCGCCCAUGGCACGCGCUGACCGAGGCAUGCAAUGCGGCCAUCGGAAUCCUGCAGACAAUUCACACGAAGAUAACGACGAAUCCCAGAAGAGUGCUUGGAGCAAUUGGUGCGGCGCGGAGAGGGAGAACCUUCAGCAGGACUAUACGCAACGAAUAUGGAGCGACGUUCUGGCUACGAGACCGCCCACGAGCUCUACAGCUUCGCCUUCCUUCGUAUUUCAGAUCCUGCGCAAUGACGCCAGCCCAUCGAUUCUGCUCUCCUGGCCUCCUCCACGAUUAUUUCCCUCGACAGUCACGGCUCCGCGUCACUUUUUGGGUCCGGACCCAGCUUUCACCGACGGAUCCUACUUUGCCUCCGAUUUUGCUGCGCUUGCGCAGGGCAUCUCAGCAUCUGGUCAGGCGGCGGGCAGCGAUGCGAGCACUUCUUGCACAAGGAGAGUCAGGGGAAAGCACUCUCUCACGACCGAGGCGCGCUUGAGAACCGUGGAAAGCGUACUCAUUCCGUACGGAGCCAUUACUUUUGCCUGUUUCUCCAUCACCUUUGACCAGCCUUUGGUCAGCGCAAUUCCGGAUCCUCUACCUUCGGUCGCUGAGCUGAAACCUCGACUGUCUAGAUUGCCUACGCCGCCACCAAGCAUCAAGACGAGCAGCACAGGUCAGAAGAGGAAUAGCGUCAGCGAAGAUGGGGUUCGUCGCUCGCAUGCGCGGACGCCCUCUCCGCCGGAGGGUACCGCGCAGAAGAAGAAGCGCCAAAAGACGAUCAAAGGAAGUGGCGAUGCUGCGCAAGUAUCGUCCGCCGCAGCGUACAACUCGCAGCCUUACAACGAGAGCCGAAGAUCAAGCUUGGGCCUCGACUCUCUGGCCAGUGCAGCCUCGCUCGAUGCGCAAGCUCUUGCACUGGCUGGCAGAGAAUCCGAAGAGAUGCCGCCCCCUCCGCCUCCUUCCAAAGCCAAGAGCUCGAGAGCAAAGGCUGCACAAUCUCAGCCUUCGAACAACAGCUCUCACAGCGUCUCACCCACCUCAACAGCCUCUCUCGGUAAGGGCAAAAGGGUGGAUGGUGAGCAGGAAGGUGCUGCGUCUCGAACUUCUCCGACAUCUGCGGUGGAGGACAAGGAUAAAAAGUGCGGUAGCUGCGGUGUAGCAAAUAGCCCAGAGUGGAGAAAGGGGCCGACUGGCGAAAAGACUCUCUGCAACGCUUGCGGACUUCGAUACGCGCGAUCCGUCACGCGGCUUCGAAAGAAGGAAGAGAAUGCGAGAAAAGCUGCAGAGAUGGCUGCGAGCGUCGGCAUCUUUCCUCAGCAGCAAGAUGCUCAUCAGACAUCUCGAGAUGAUGAACAGCUUUCAAAAUCGACGACUUCUCCCAUGAGCGGCGGUGCAGCUUCCCCCGCGUAGAUCUCUGGGUCUCUUCGCAUCGACGAUUUUCCGAGCUGCUCGGGCCAACCGUAGUGCUGCACGUGCCGAAGCAUGCACGGAAAACGUACAAAUCACAUUUCGAUCACGCUCCGGCUUGUAGCAACGACACACGCAAUUGCGCUU